Stereum hirsutum FP-91666 SS1 is the source of this 753-nucleotide messenger RNA. Its product is annotated as NAD-P-binding protein. The record is from RefSeq and is a predicted model, not a curated record. Lineage: Eukaryota; Fungi; Basidiomycota; Agaricomycetes; Russulales; Stereaceae. The transcript has 6 exons. The coding region runs from base 1 to 753 and encodes 250 amino acids.
AUGAUUACGCUCAGGUUCUAUGCUACUCGGUCUCAUUGGACGCCAUCAACGGCCGUUCGAUUGAUCACCGAAAGGCUUCUCGUUAUCACCCUCGACCUGGACGUCGUCGUCAAUAACGCCGGCUACGGCGUCACAGGAGAGAUAGAAGCGACACCAGACGAGAUCGCUCGUGGGCAGAUGAAGACCCUAUUCUGGGGCCCAGUCAGCAUCACCAAACAGGCCCUGCGGAUGUUCAAAUCCGUCAACGCUCCUGGAAAAGGUGGCCGUGUCCUCAAUAUUUCCUCGGUCGGCGGCUACUCUGCCAAUCCGACUCUAGCUUUCUACUCUGCCGGAAAAUUCGCACUCGAAGCCUUCACCGAGGCCUUCACCCGCGAGAUGCCCCCCUCUUGGAACAUCAAGGGUAUCAUCAUCGAACCCGGAGGGUUCUUAACCAACUGGAGAGACGGGAACGGCGUCCCAUGCCCCACCGAUUACCCUCCCUCCGCCCCUUCGCGCAUUUUCCGCUCAAUGGCAGACACACACGCCCCGAUCGGCGACCUUACGAAGGCGGCCAGAGCUAUGAUUAGGAUGGCGGGCGAGAAGGAUCCGCCGAUGAGGGUGCAGCUUGGGACGGACUCGUUUGGGAUCGUGUGCCAUCAGGCGAGGAAGACGCUUAGGGAGGCAGAGAUGUGGCAGGAGGUGGCGCAUGGUACGAAUUUGGAUGGGAUAGACAGAAGUAAGGUCUUGGAUGGCCUGAAGGCCGCGUUGGGUUAA